AAAACAAAACAAAACAAAAUGCAAACAAAAAAUUUAACCUGUCAAGCCACGUAAAGCGACGCAGGCUUUUUACGGCAGAGCUCAGGAAUCUCUAAUUCUUUCCGGAGCAGCCACAGACACACGUAGUCUUCGGCUGAGCCCAUGGGGUUCCAAUGAUUCAUGCAAGAAUAGAAGUUUUGGGGCUGGACCCGAGGAGGGGCCGGAGCCCAUGGGGAGAUGUUCUGAGUGGCCACGGGCAGCCCGAAUAACCUAGCCGCCUCGCCUCGUCAUCACGGCCCUGGCUGCCGGCCAAGCCCCGGGCAGAGUAAUGACUAACUGGGCUUCCUCCGGGAGGGCGGAAACAGUUCAACCUCUGUGACAGCUGCAGUCAGUUAGGCGUGGUUUUCUCGUCUGACUCGGGCUGUGCAGAUCCCGGCCUGAGGGGCAGAGGAAGGACAGCCUCGCCGCCAGAGUCUUCCAGAUGGCCGAGCUGGACCUCAUGGCUCCAGGGCCACUGCCUGGGAUCAGCGCUCACCCUCUGGCCACUGUCAGCCCAGACUCUGGGUCGGCCAGCCCGGCUGAAGAAGAGGACACGGGCUCCCUGGGGAGCCCCCAGGGGGAGCCAGAGGCACAGGACGGCGGCUCUGAAGGGCAGGGGGCUCCAGAUAGCGCUGCUGCUGGGGAGGAAGAGGAGGAGGAGGAGGUCCUAUGUGACUUCUGUCUCGGCACCUGCAGGGUGAAGGCGGUCAAGUCCUGCCUGACCUGCAUGGUGAACUAUUGUGAGGAGCACCUGCGGCCUCACCAGGAGAACAGCAAACUGCACAGCCACCAGCUGACCGAGCCCGUGAAGGACCGGGACCUGCGCACCUGCCCUGCCCACCGCAGCCCGCUGGUCGCCUUCUGCCGCCCCGAUGGGCAGUGCGUCUGCCAGGAGUGCGGCCAGGACGAGCACAGGGGCCACGCCUUGGUCUCCUUGGAUGCCGCCCGCAGGGACAAGGAGGCUGAACUUCGGGACACCCAGUUAGAGCUGGAACGGAAACUCAGGUUGAAUGAAAACGCCAUCGCCAGGCUCCAAGCCAACCACAAAUCCGUUUUGGUGUCAGUGUCGGAGGUGAAGGCGGUGGCCGAGGAGCAGUUUGGGGAGCUGCUUGCUGCCGUGAGGAAGGCCCAGACCGAGGUGAUGCUCUUCUUGGAGGAGAAGGAGCAAGCCGCACUGAGCCAGGCCAGCGGCAUCCGGACGCAUCUGGAGCACAGGAGCACACAGAUGGAGAGGAGGAGGCAGGAGCUGGAGAGCAUUGCCUCCAUCAGUAACACCGUCCUCUUCCUGGAGGAGUACUGCAAGUUUAAGAACACUGAGGACGGUGCCUUCCCGAGUGUUUACAUAGGACUCAAGGAUAAGCUCUCGGGCGUCCGCAAGGUCAUCACAGACUCCACCGUUCACUUAAUCCAGUUGCUACAGAACUACAAGGUCCAGCUCCAGGAUUUCUGCAAGGAAGAGGAAUAUGAUAUCAGAACUCAAGUGUCUGCUGUGGUCCAGCGCAAGUACUGGACCUCAAAACCUGAGCCCAGCACCCGGCACCAGUUCCUGCAGUAUGCAUGUGACAUCUCGUUUGACCCGGACACGGCCCACAGGUAUCUCCGGCUGCAGGAGGACAAUCGCAAGGUCACCAACACCACGCCCUGGGAGCAUCCCUACCCGGACCUCCCCAGCAGGUUUGUGCACUGGCGGCAGGUGCUGUCGCAGCAGAGCCUGUACCUGCACAGGUACUAUUUUGAGGUAGAGACCUCCGGGGCGGGCACCUACGUUGGCCUCACCUGCAGAGGCAUCGACCGGAAGGGGGAUGAGCGCAACGGUUGCAUCUCUGGGAACGACUUCUCCUGGAGCCUCCACUGGAAUGGGAAGGAGUUCACAGCCUGGCACAGUGACACGGAGACCCCGCUCAAAGCCAGACCUUUCCGGAGGCUGGGGAUCUACGUCGACUUUCCGGGAGGGAUCCUGUCCUUCUACGGCGUGGAGUCUGACGCCAUGACUCUGGUUCACAAGUUUGAGUGCAAGUUUUCGGAGCCGGUCUACCCUGCCUUCUGGCUUUCCAAGAAGGAAAACGCCAUCCGGAUCAUGGAUCUGGGAGAGGAGCCCGAGAAGCCAAUGCCAACUUCAGUGCAGGCUGCUCCCUAGACUCCAGCCUCCGUCCCUCAGACUCUUACUGACCACAAAAGACGGGACAGCGGCUUGCGUCUUAAGGGUGGCCCGGGGAUGGAAAUCUCCACCACAAGAGAAAGGUCUCUGGCUUCUCCCUCCUGCUCCCUGCUGUGCUGUUCUCCCUGUUUGCAGUAAUCCCUAAGCACCUGCCUCCUCUCUCUCACCUUCUAGUGAUAGUCUCCUGUCUGCUCAGGUGCCUAGAUUCAGUAGCCGGGAACCUUCAGAGUGAUCCCAAAAGAUUGCAGAGUAAUCAGAAUAGAUCGCAAGCUCUGUGCUGCACGUCUGGGUGCCGUGAGGCCGUCAUGAACGCACUUAACCUUCACAGCAGCUCAUAUCCUCCUCUUUUGCAGAUGGGGAAACUGUGGUUCGGGCGGGGGUGGGGGGGUGGUGGUCAGUUAACUUGCUCAAAGUCAUUGUGAUCACAUGGUGAACAAGUGGCAGAGCCGGGACUCAAACCUGGGCAGGUCGGUGCUGAGAUUUUAACCAGUCCCCCACGCUGCCCUCCUCAUUAGAUCAUGGGUAUCGUGGGUAAGGGAAUAAGCCACAUGAUGAACUCCACGGCAUGGACCCCGAGUGUCUCGAACCUUCAGUGUCUUAGCAUCCACUCCGUCUGGCUGGGCCACUCAGCUGCGUAGUGGCAGUGACCUCACUACCUCACACAGCAGCUCAUCGUAGUUUUGGAUAGUGAAGAUUAGAAGAAAUGUCUUUAAAAAGUUUUUUUUGAUGUUUAUUUAUUUUUGAGAGAGAGAGGGAGAGCGCAAGUGGGGGAGGGGCAGAGAGAGAGAGAGAGGGAGACACAGAAUCCGAAGCAGCUCCAGGCUCUGAGCCAUCAGCACAGAGCCCGAUGCGGGGCGGGGCUUGAACUCAUGAACUUCGAGAUCAUAACCUGAGCCCAAGUCAGACGCUUAACCGACUGAGCCAUCCAGGUGCUCCCAGAAGAAAUGUUUUAAUAAAGUCCAAGUCCUAGUCCCUGUGACCUCCGAGGAGGGGUCUCCCCUUGACUAUGUGGACUUGUCUGAUUUCUCAUUCAGAGGACAGACCUUCAACUGUAUGAAGGCAGUUCUCACGCACGUCCUCCAAGGAAGUUUGUUUUCACCCUAUGUUUCCCACUUUUCCUUCAUAACUUCUGGGUCUUUUCCUAUGACCUGUGUCAAGGCAAGUUAUCGUCCUCUUUGACAGUCUGAUGGUCCCUUGACUUGUUUCCAGAGACCCCGUCCUAUGUUUGUAUCCAAGGAUCUAUACAGUGGAGGAUUAGAAUUUUCGAGAAUUUUCGGAAUUUUGUAACAUUGGAAUUUAUUGAGUUCAUUUUUUAUUUGAAUUUAAAAUAUUGUUGCAUCGUUGCUGCUUCCAGAGAUACCUUUGAUUCACGAUUCUGCGUCCCAUAGGCUGGCACUCCUUCCGAGCCUAGUGUCACCCAUGGAACUGGUGAACUUUUCUUCUGAAGUGUUAAUCUUGUGGAUCCAUAUUGAUUAGGGUAAGGCUAAAAUACGGAAUCUCGCAGCCCCUGGUCAAUACCUUUUGGGUGUAGUUAUUCAAUAAGUUAUGUUUUGGGAGAACUGUAUACAGCUGUAGCCAACUUUUAAAGCCCUCUUUUAGUCCUUUGUCCACCAGACACCCGGAAGGACUUUCCCAGUGGCACAAAUCAAGACAUGUCCGCAUUUCCUUGCUCACCUGCCUCACAAUGCUCUCGAAAGAGAAAACGAGAUCAGCCUGGCCAGUUUUUACCGAACCACUGAGGUUUGUUGGUAUUGGCUGCUUUAUUUUCUAAAUGCUCACCGACUCCUUCAUUAAACCACUUUAGGAUUCUGCCGUGAGUUCACAUCCAAGUGGGUGAGUGUGUUCUUUCCAGAAUCUACCUUAUUUUUCUCUUUAGAAAUUAAGACAUUUUUACGUGUCCCCAUCCUCUACACUUUUCUUAAUGUCUUGAAGGUUACCGCCUGGCUUUUGGUCACAUCGGUAAACUGGGUCAGGGUCAUGAGAUGUAAUUUGUUUAAGUCAGAAUGCUUGAGCUCUUAUAAAGGAACCCUUUGUGACUCGAACUUCAUUUCCCAGCCAGCUCUCUUUGUCCGUUCAGUUUCAGUGUCAACACCUCCCUUCUUGAUAUGAAAGAUCAAAACAGGGGCAUCUGGGUGGCUCCCGUCAGUUGAGCGUCUGACUCUUGAUUUUGGCUCAGGCCAUGAUCUCAGGGUUGUGAGAUCAAGCCCUGCUUCUGGCUCCUCGCUGGGUGUGGAAACUGCUUAAGUGUUCUCUCUUUCCUUCUCCUUCUGCCCUUCCUCUGCUCCCCCCCCCCCCCCCCCGCCACCGCCACCAAAAAAAAAGAUCAAAGCAAAACUGAGUGUUAGAAAUACCUACUUUCUUUCUGUCAUUGCCUCAACUGAUGGGUAUAUCUUUUUUCUUACUCUUGGUCCCCAAACUGAAAUUGCCUAAAACAAACAAAUUAAAAAAACAAAAACAAAAACAAAAGCAGGGCCUAUUUUAUAUUCCGUCAUUUCCCCAAAGCCGUGUGAGUGUGGGGCACUCUUCCGUAUUUACCUACAUUUAUUUCCUCUUCCAUUGUGUAGACGCACUUGGAAACACAAUCUGAACUCAUCAGGAGCUCCUUUUGGUGCGUGAUUGUUUUGUUCCAUUACUAAACCGUUUUUGUGAGCGUAGGGUCAGAAUGCAAUUUUAGCCUCUACGUAAUUUAUUCUUGUCUCAACUUUUUGAGGUUCAAGUGCCCAUGGCAUUCUUUUCCAGGAACGUUAUGGAAUCUGAGUCGAUUCCCACAUCCUCCCAAGAUCCAUGAUGAAAUGAUAAGAUACAAAUUUGGGCCCAUUCGUGGAACCCUUCUUUCUUUAACAUGGUCAGCAUGUUUUUGGAAUGACCGUCCUCAAAUCAAAUUGAUUCAACAUAUAUGUCGAAAUAUAUGUUAUAUAUUUAUAACAUGCAAGCUGCUGGGCUGGGCACUAAGAUAUAGCGACCCAGAAGAUAAGCAGCUGUACCCUUGGAUCACAGAAGUUGAUUUAACAUUGAAGUGAACGGGCACCUGGUUAAGCCUCCAACGCUUGGUUUCAGCUCAGGUCAUGAUCUCACGGUUUUGUGAGUUCGAGCCCCACGUCAGGCUCUGCACUGACAGCUCUGUCUCCCUCUCUGUCUCCCUCUCUCUCUGCCCCCUCCCUACUCGCCCUGUCUCUGUCUCUCACAAAAUAAAGAAAUAAACUUAAAAAAAAAUUGAAAAGUGAAAAGUGAAUCUGAAGAGCUGAACAGCAAUCCACGAUUCAAGACAAUAAGAGAUGAGGCAGUAUUUCCUCCCUCAUUUCCUUACCUGAUAUACUGCUUCUAAUGUGAUGUUUUCUCAGGCCAUCUUGAGUUUUGAAUUGUGUUGUUGACUGACCAUCUAUCGGAUUGCUCCCCGUCUCUACAACCAACUGUCCCCAUUUCGGGGGUCACCACUCCAGCCCCAUUAGCCAAAGACAGAAGUGGAAGAAAUAGUAGCCUGCACAUUUCGUGCUUCUCCUAGGUCCAUCCGAUUUGAGCAGGACUCCCCUCCCUCCACACCCACGAUGCGUCACAGUGGUGGUGGGGCAGGAGGGUCACCAUAUCCUGUGUAGCUGAUAUCCACAUGCAGGGGACACCGUGUAUGGCUCAGGUAGAAUGACCGGCCAGCCAGUCUGUGCUGGGACAUGCUUAGUCUUUAUCUUUAUUUCUGGUUUGUCUGUGGUCUUGCUGAGAAAACCCACGGUCUCCCUGAAGGGAGGCCACCAGGUUCUG
This is a messenger RNA of Leopardus geoffroyi (Geoffroy's cat), 5929 nucleotides long. RefSeq names its product tripartite motif containing 16 (gene TRIM16). NCBI's taxonomy places the organism in Eukaryota, Metazoa, Chordata, Mammalia, Carnivora, Felidae. The transcript is spliced from 6 exons. Gene Ontology annotation, molecular function: protein binding; zinc ion binding. The record is from RefSeq and is a predicted model, not a curated record. The coding region runs from base 461 to 2155 and encodes 564 amino acids.